AUGCACAUACUGACAAACGUACUGGACACAUUUACCUCGCUGUACAACACGCUCUCGUUUCCGGGAUGCAUGGACAUUAUAGUGGUAAAGGACCAUAAAGGAACGCUUCGCAGUACAAAAUUUUAUGUGUGUUUUGAUCAGAGCUAUUUCAACUCAAGCGUCUAUUUGAUUGUGAAUGGGGUGGUGAGUGAGAUUGUGAUGAUGGUGGAUGAGAUGGGCAACUGCUAUUUUGAGGUGGAUGAGGAGUGUGCGGAUAGAAAUGUUGGCGGGGGGUGUGUUGAUAGCGGAUUCGUGAGCAUGAACAAAAAUCUUAGCAAAAUGGAAAAAACUAUAAAUUACAGCAAUGUGAGCAUAAAUAGCAUGAAGAACGGUGUUGAUUGCGGAGCAGGAGGUGGUAAUGUGGCGAAUAUUGCUGAUUGUGGUGCGGAAAGCGAUAAGGACCGCAAUGCCAUCGGGUGCAUGGACCAGGACAUCAAGAAGAAAAACGUGGAGCGGAACGGCACCACCGCAAAAAUUCUCAACGGCAGGAAUGAAACGGUCGCAAUCAACGAUGCCAUUUACAAAGACAAUGCAAUCAGCGCUCACGAAAAAGAGAAAAUGCGCGUGGAUGAUAACGAUGCAUUGCUGAACGGUCUUGAGGAGGAUCAUUCAGGCAACACAAGCCUUACACUCGAUCUAAAGAUAGAAGACGAGGAAAAGUGCAUAAUGACCGACUCAGAGGACGAUCUACGGCUGUUGAGGCGGCGUAAUGCCAAUCCGCACUUCCUCAGCCAUAAUUUCAAGCUCUCGUCUUCGCAACUGAUCGUGAACAAAUUCUUAAAAGAGAGCGAAAUCGUGCGUUCCACCAACCUGAUUUACAGGACGUACGCGAUGCGCUACUUUAGAAACAGAGAGACAUUUUAUGAGCGGGGUGGUGAUCUACUGGGCGAGUUUCUGAGGGGAAAAGAGCACUACGACUACCUGGAGGAGAGCGCAGAGCGGCUCUUCCUGAUAAUGGCACGGCGCCUUGGCACGGACAAGUGUGCAAGCACUGAUCAUGCGGUUGAUGCCGGCACACUGGACGUAGAUGCACGCAUAAACGGCUUGUCCGACAAAAGAAGCGCUUUUCAUGCAAAGCACGAUAAGGAUGGAGACAUAAAAAGCACCAAGGAGUGCAGCUGCAGCAGGGGAUCCGCCAGCAGGGUGCUUACGUACCACUCGCCGUAUCUUCCAUACGGGCGAAAGACCGGUGUUGGGCGUACCACAGGCCCGUUCCAAUUCACAGUGAAGUACUCGCUGUGUGCAGACAAAAAAACCGCAUUGUCAAUUGAAAAGAUAUUUGCCGAUCACAUAGUCAAAAAUUACGUACACUCGCCAAAUCUCGUUGUACGACUGUCCGACGGGCACGCAUCCUUCUACAUGCGGUCCGAUCUGUUUAUCGAGCUGUUCAUGUUCUGUCUCGAUGAAAAGGCGUCGUUUACAAAAUUCAGAGAGUUUAUGCGUGAAAAGAUGGGCCGUAAGAAUGUGCAUAAAAAGCGUACUCUGAAUUUGAGUUCGCACGAUCUGCAUAAGCUGCACUUGCAGUACGGCAGGAACACCUUGGAGUACAAGCUGGCAGGCAUGGACAAGCGCAUAGAGGUGUGCAUGUACCUGUGGAACGAGAACGACAAGAUAAUAGUGAGCGAUAUUGAUGGCACUAUAACAAAGAGCGAUGUGUGGGGCCAUAUCUACGAUCUGGUCGGCAAGGAUUGGACACAUGGUGGUGUGGCAGCCCUGUUCACGAAGAUAAUAAGCAACAACUACCGAAUCAUGUACCUGAGCAAUCGCGCCAUGCCGAUGUACUUCAGGACCAGAAGAUAUCUCGGCAAAAUUAAGCAGAACGAGUGCACACUUCCUGAUGGCCCCAUCGUGCUAUCACCUAAAAGCGUGCUCUCGUCGCUGUACACCGAGGUGCGCAACCAGUCACACAUUUUCAAGAUAGACUGUCUGCAGCAGAUUGAGCAGCUGUUCUAUGGCCGUAAGCCCUUCUUCGCAGGCUUUGGCAACCGCAUAUCUGAUCUGCUCAGUUAUAAAGUGCUUGGCAUUGCAAAGAGUAUGAUAUUUAUUAUUGAUCGGGAUGGCAGCAUCUGCGAGGGUAUGAAGAGGAAGAUUAGUGCCAGUUACCUGACACUUAACCAUUUUGCCAAUACGAUCUUUCCUGAAAUCAGGAAGGAGGAAGAUAAGAGAAAGAAAUUGUACCACGAUUUUCAUUUCUGGCGGUUGUAGAAGCUGAUGUUCGUUCAAUUUAUAGUGCUUGUGGAUGGCAGUGUCAAUGAUGUUAUUACGUGUGUAGGGAUCGCAGAGAAGCGUGUAAUUAGCAUUAUUAAUACGGUUAACGCCUUGGAAUGAAAAAAUGAUAGCAAUGCAUAAUAAGCAAGGGAUUAUCCGUACGUCACACUAGCAAUGCAUAGCUAGAUGUGUUCUGGUGGUACAACGAAAUAUUGCCACUUAUAUAUCGCCAUAUGAAAAAUAAUCAAAAAAGUAAUUUAGAGGUGGAUUGCCGGUUUAACACGCAUUCCUCAGUACGGCGAGCAAGCACUUACAAACCGUUUAUACGGCAUAGAUUGGUACAUAGGUAAAGGAUACGUUUUAUUAUUGCUGAAAUGGCAAAUAGCACGGGUUGUGAUUGAUCAUAUGCUCAUGACGGGGUAGUACCAUACUUUGUGUUACGUUUUUACUGCAGUAUAUGCUGCUCAGAAUUGGUACAUGCUUUUUAUGAGUGGUAGGGCCAACUGAGUGCGAUGACGGGUGUUUAGGUGUCAAUAAGAGGGGUAUGCUUCAUAGAAAGCAUUUUUCUAGCGUUGCAUAGCUUUGGUAUCACACGUACAAUACAUCCAUGGCUCGCUCCUCAUCACACCAUGUGCCAGCAUCAAAUUUUCAUAUUUAAUUUGCCCCUAUGUCACAGCUACCGCACAAAAAGAUAAAACUGCACAAAAGCAAAUCAAAAUAUCUUAAGAGAUCAAAGAAGGACAAAAGUAUCGGUUACAGGCUUACCAAGGAGAUAAAUAGAAAGAUGAUUGAAAGGGUAAAAAUGAGAGAGAAAAAUGAUGUGGAGAAGGGAUGAGAAAGGAUAUGGACAGUAGGAGGUUAAUGGGUUGGACUUGAUAGGAUAGAUUGUGCUUUGUAAUGAAUGGUGCUCAUUAAACCAUGUUUGAUUCAUGUACAGUUUUUUGCUUGAGUUGUGCAUUUAAUAAAUGCUGCUGAAGUACAGCGUUUUAAAUGCACCGUGCGGAACAACAGAGAUUUGCUUAGAAAUGAGAAACAUGCUUUAAGAUAAGAUUAAAGAAUAUAUUUUGC
Molecule: messenger RNA, 3315 nt
Organism: Vavraia culicis subsp. floridensis
Lineage: Eukaryota; Fungi; Microsporidia; Pleistophoridae
Exons: 1
Coding region: 1-2244 (747 amino acids)
Molecular function (GO): phosphatidate phosphatase activity
Source: RefSeq, a predicted model, not a curated record